AUGGCUAAAGACGUGGAGCUGUUGAAAGGAGAACAAAGAGGAGAUAAAGGUCUCCUUCAUCCACACUCUCGUCGCCUUCAUGUUUUAUUGAUGCUAAUGUCGGGUACGGCUUGUAUGGCAUUAUUGACAACGAAUGUUGGUAUCACGAUCACUUGCAUGGUCAACUCGACGGCAGUUGCUCUAGAAGCCACUCAUUCAGCUUAUGACAACGAAUCAGUCUUGUUGAUGGAGGUGACAAGAGAGCACGAGCAAUGUCAUGCCGACACAACGGCUUUAGUUGUCGACUAUGGGAUUAUUAAUAGAAUUUUAGUUGUCGACUAUGGGGGUGAAUUGUUGUGGUCAGAGCAAUGGCAGUCAUAUGUAAAAGGAGCAGCUUUUUUGGGUGGUCUUCUCGCUGUUUUGCCGGGCGGAAUUGCGUCGGAUCGACGAUCGGUUACACGGAUAUUGCUUGUGUCAAUGGCACUGAUGUCACUCUGCAACGUUCUCUUCCCAAUUGCUUCAAAAUUCAACAAGCGAGUUCCAAUUUUAGCAAUUCUCCUUCGUUUUGGGAUGGGUUUGGGAGAAGCGUUUUUCUUACCAGCGCAAAACGCGUUGAUGGUUCGGUGGAUUCCGUUGAACGAGAAAGCUUCAGCAGGUGCAAUCUAUUCGAUUGGCUAUCAAGUUGCGGGCAUUCUUGGUGUUCCGUUGUCAGCUGCUCUCUGUCAGAGUUCACUUGGAUGGCCGGCCGUUUACUAUAUUUCCGCUCUUUUUGGUUUCUUAUGGAUUGGUGCUUUCAACUAUUUGGCAUCGGAUUCCCCGUCGAUUGCCCGUUGGAUGAGUGAAGCAGAAAGAGAGUACUUGUCUCGUGAACUACAACAUCUAAAGCAAAAGAAGCAAAAGAUCCCCUUUCCCACUCGUCAUGUUCUUCGCUCGGCCGCCAUUUGGGUGUUACUUUAUGCGUCGUUUUCUGGCAAUUUCGUUAUCACUUUCAUCCAAUUGUAUAUACCUUCAUUCUUCAAAGAUGUACUACUGAUGAAUGUGAAAAAAAAUGGUCUUACAACAGCGAUUCCACAUCUCUCACAAGUUGUCGCCAAAUUCACGUGGAGUACGAUGAUCGACCGAGCAAAAAGAAACGGCCUCUCGCCGACGCAUGCCGUUCGAAUCAGUCAAGCUGUUUCCUGCAUCGGUUUGGUGAUCGGUUUCUUCUCGAUUGCUACUUUUGCCGAUUGCACGAAUCCGUGGUUGGCUAUUGGAUUGCUUUGUCUUGUCACAAGCUCUUUUGGGAUUUCGAUUGCCGGUUUCGUUUGUUCUCUCUUGUCAAUGGCUCCAGCUCAUGUGGGCACGUUGACGAGUCUCACGCAUGCUAUUGGUUUCGUCGGUCGAUGGGCUUGCCCGCUCAUCGUGCAACACUUCAAAACGAUUGGUACAACCAGUGAGUGGAAACAAAUUUUCUACACUUUUUCGGUGAUUCCGCUCAUUUCUCUGCUAACAUUCACCUUUUUCGGAUCAGGUGAGAUCCAAACGUGGGGACGAGUGCCAACAAUGGAGAUUGAGCUCAAUGAGAGCUCAUUGCUUGGAAAAGGAGAAGGAAAAGAUGGAAAAGAUGGAAAAGAUGGAAAAGGUGACAAAGAUGAGAUGGAUGAAUCAAAAAAGGAACGCAUUAAGCUCACCAAU
Messenger RNA from Mesorhabditis belari, 1653 nucleotides. NCBI's taxonomy places the organism in Eukaryota, Metazoa, Nematoda, Chromadorea, Rhabditida, Rhabditidae. The record is from the annotation of a GenBank genome assembly.